CUGAUGGAUUCUUUGUUCCACGGUUCAAAUCACUUGGUAAUCUCUAUAAAGCCAAAGAAACCAACUGCACUGUACAUAUCUGCUUUGAACUCAACCACCAUCUGAACAAUUCCACACUCUACACUUGACGGUUAGUAGCUACCGGUAGCUCUUGAUAUCGAUGAUGGAGAACAGGGUGCCUUCCUCACGCCCGUCCACCCCUACUGCUGCUUACAGUCAUGUCGUUGGCUCCACUAUCCCGGUGGACAUGAUUGAUUUGUCUCCGCGAUCAACGAUUGGAAGCAACCCACGCAAGCGCAUGAGGUCUCCUGUCGAUGAGGGAUCUGCAAUAUUGGCUACGAAGAGGUUGAAAAGGGAGCUCGAGCUCACCCCAAUGAAUGGCCAGACGAAUGCAUAUUAUUCGGCGCGUGCUCAGCGCUCCUUGACUUUCCCAGAUCAGGGACCAGUACCGAUAUGCGAGCAAUGGCAGACUCGUGCGGAUCAGACUUUAACAGAGGGGACUCAGCCCAGUGGGGUUACUCUGGAUCUGCUACAGGGAUUUUCUCGACGCAACGCUGUAGCGCGCCUGAUGCCCUCACCAUUUCCACAACACACCCCGGAGGAGGAAGAGCGGCUGUUCAAUGAAAUGGCCCAUUGGUACAAGCAGUUUCGUCUGCAGAUGUGGUCGCCGGUCGCUUCCAUGAUGGGGAUUCGAUGGGAACAGGCAGAAGACCUGAGCUGGCAAAUGGGAAGAGCAGAGCUUGGUCGUCGGAUGGCCCUUGACCAGUCCUCGACUGAUGGCCAGUAG
This is a messenger RNA of Aspergillus wentii DTO 134E9, 787 nucleotides long. RefSeq lists its product as uncharacterized. The record is from RefSeq and is a predicted model, not a curated record. The coding region runs from base 161 to 787 and encodes 208 amino acids. NCBI's taxonomy places the organism in Eukaryota, Fungi, Ascomycota, Eurotiomycetes, Eurotiales, Aspergillaceae. The transcript has 2 exons.